UGGAGACGCGCCGCGGCGCAGGCCUCUCCCGCUUGCGGAGUGUACAGCGGAGGGCGGCCGGGCCCGCGGCCUUACGGCCACCAUGAAGCUGACACGAAAAAUGGUCCUGUCCCGAGCCAAGGCUUCAGAGCUGCACAACGUGCGGAAGCUCAACUGCUGGGGCAGCCAGCUCACAGAUAUUUCCAUCUGCCGGGAGAUGCCCAGCCUGGAGGUGAUCACACUCAGCGUCAACAGUGUCUCCACCCUGGAACCGGUGCGCGGCUGCCGACGCCUGAGCGAGCUGUACCUGAGGAGGAACUGCAUCCCCAGUCUGAACGAGCUGUUCUACCUGAAGGACCUACCACAGCUCCGGGUGCUCUGGCUGGCCGAGAACCCAUGCUGCGGCACCAGCCCGCACCUUUACCGCAUGACUGUGCUGCGCAACCUGCCCCACCUGCAGAAGCUGGACAACCAGGCUGUGACCGAGGAAGAGCUGACCCGUGCGCUGAUGGAGGGAGAUGAGAUCACUGCCGCCCCACGCAGAGAAGGCGCAGGCAAUGGCUGUCCCAAGCCCCCCUAUGACCUCAGCUCCGUCAGCUCAGCUACUGAGACCAGCCAGCACCUGCUGAGCUACACCGAGGAGACAGAAGUCCAGGGCCAGACUGCCGCAGACCAGUCUCCUUCCUUCUCACCAAGGGACACUUUGAGGAGUCACAAGAAUAGGAACAUCCUGACUGCCAUAUUGCUGCUACUGCGGGAGCUGGAUGCGGAGGGGCUGGAGGCUGUCCAGCAGACCGUGGGCAGCCGGCUGCAGGCGCUGCACAGACCGGAGCCCCAGGAGGACAUGGAGUGACCUCAUAUGCCCCAGUGUCUGGACCCUGUUAUAUCCCGAGGCAAUAUAGCUCUACCUGGAGAGCCUUCGUCUGGGGUGCCAACGCCAAGCCAAUACAGGCUUGCCAGUGGCUGCCAGCUAGGCAGACCCCUCUCCUGUGCUCAGAGCUAGCAGAGAUGCUGCCCACAGCGUGGUCUCUGGGACUUACCUGCCGAGGCCUUGAAGCUCUGGGCACUGUCUGACCCUUCCUCACGGAGGACGGAAGGAGCCAUACCCUCCAAUAAAGCACUUUCUGUUUGGGCUGGAAGGUCUGGGACAGGAAGCAUCUCAGGGCCUUGACGUCGAGGUUCAUGUGGUUUCUCAGCCGCUAGGGGGAGCCCUAGUGUCCCUUAUCAAGGCUACCCAUGGAGAGGCGCUGUGUCCCAGGUGUCCUUAGACAUAGCCUGGGAGAAUGGAUUUUUUUUUCAGGACAAGGCUGGGCAGGACACUGUCCUUUUUCUUUCUUCUUCAGGAGAGGGAUGUCAUCUAGGUAGAGUGACUGAUUGGGGACAUCUAGGGUUGCUGAGCAUUCUGACGUGCCAGAUGCCAUCCACAAAGUUGCCUUUGUUAGAGCAAUUGGGGGAGGCCCUAUAGCUCACCCAGGCAGGGCCACCUUGGUGUCCUGGGGUGACCUUACACCUGCCACAAGAGAACGAGCCAAGAAAGGCAUCAAGAUUCACAUAUGUAAAACAACCUGAGCAAAAAAAAAAAAAGUCUAGAAGGGCCAAGGAACAAAUAUACCAUCCAGGAAGCCUGCUGCAUACACUAGCUGGCCCUGUAGGUGACCUGUAAGGGUCUUGAUGCUGAAGGUUCAGGGCAGCUGGGCCCCUGCCUUUGCUCCACCACUGGUCCCCGUCUAGACUUGGAAGUACUUUCUCUCUUAAUAAACUGUUUCUACCAGU
Messenger RNA from Apodemus sylvaticus (European woodmouse), 1752 nucleotides. It is a transcript of the gene Cfap410, whose product is annotated as cilia and flagella associated protein 410. Gene Ontology annotation, molecular function: protein binding. Bases 83 to 832 code for a protein of 249 amino acids. Gene Ontology annotation, biological process: cytoskeleton organization. NCBI's taxonomy places the organism in Eukaryota, Metazoa, Chordata, Mammalia, Rodentia, Muridae. The transcript is spliced from 7 exons. The record is from RefSeq and is a predicted model, not a curated record.